AUGCUCUUCAUUCGACAAUGUGCAAAAUAUUUAAAAGAGAUGACAACAACCGAUCAAGCCAAAACUGCUCUUCUACAAUUUCCUUCUGCAUCUAUUCAAUUUAUAGCUGAUUCAAAUCAAUGUCAACAUCUAACCGAUGAAUGUAUUAAAUAUUUAACAUUAGAAGCAACUGGUGUUGUUCGAUUUUUAUUACAAGAUGCACUAAAAUUUACAAGAAAAUGUCGUCGAACAAAGAUGAUCACAGACGAUUUUGAAUCCGCAAUGAAAAUGCGAUAUUUCGAACCAAUUGUUGGAUUUCGUUUAUCAAAUGGAAAUUUACCAUUUAAAACAACAACAGCAACUGGCUCAAGUCAUCGAGAAGUUCAAUGUAUUGAUGAUCAUGAAUUACAACUUGAUCAAGUUAUUACUGCACCAUUACCAAAAGUACCUUUAGAUAUUUCUCUACGAACUCAUUGGCUUGCAAUUGAAGGUAAACAACCAACAAUAAAUGAAAAUCCAGAAAUUAUUUCAAAAGCUGAUCUAACUGCUGAUUCAUUAGAUCCUAUGAAAUCAUUAACAAAAAAACGAUAUAAUCUUGAUGCAUCAAAAAUUAAAACUUCAAAUCCACAUGAACUUUCAUUGGUAAGAUAA
This is a messenger RNA of Rotaria sp. Silwood2, 630 nucleotides long. NCBI's taxonomy places the organism in Eukaryota, Metazoa, Rotifera, Eurotatoria, Philodinida, Philodinidae. The record is from the annotation of a GenBank genome assembly.